This is a messenger RNA of Cynoglossus semilaevis (tongue sole), 1416 nucleotides long. It is a transcript of the gene ttc1, whose product is annotated as tetratricopeptide repeat domain 1. The coding region runs from base 150 to 1040 and encodes 296 amino acids. Gene Ontology annotation, molecular function: protein binding. The record is from RefSeq and is a predicted model, not a curated record. NCBI's taxonomy places the organism in Eukaryota, Metazoa, Chordata, Actinopteri, Pleuronectiformes, Cynoglossidae. The transcript has 8 exons.
GCAUCCGAACAGGACCAACGAAGCUACACAGGUAAGCUUAUAACUUAUUUCCCCCUUUUAUCCUUAAUUUAAAGGCCAACAAUAUCACUCUUCACGAAGCCACCACCUGUCUGCCGCAUGACUGAGAGUCUGAUAAAAAUAUUUUCAAGAUGAGCAGGAAAGAAAGUUGCAAUCGAACGGCAGAAAAUCCUGGAGAGGAGGACGAUAAGGAUGAAAAAGAGGAGCAGCGGGAAGAAAAAGAGGAGGAGGACUUCUAUGACUGCCAGGAGACUCUGAAGCCUCCUGACGCACAAAAAGAAGAGCCUGGAGACUGCAGUACCACACCUGAGAUACGAAAAGACAACGAUGAGGAUCAGGAAGGGGAAAGUGCAGGAAAUAGACAGCAGGACGAUUCAGAUUCAGAAUUCCAGGAGCAACAAGCAGAGUUUGACGAUGACUACCUGAGGGAGGCAGAGAAAGACCUGACUGAUGAGGAGAAGAAGAGUCGACAACAGCAAAGCCUAACUUUAAAGGAAGAAGGGAACAGACACUUUAAAGCCUCAGACUGGGUAAAGGCAGAGCAAACCUACUCCGAGGCCCUGGUUCUGUGUCCGGUUUGUUACAGCACGGAACGUUCGGUACUGUUCUCCAACAGGGCUGCUGCACGAUCGCAUCUGGGUUCUAAAGACCAGGCAAUCGCAGACUGCACCAAGGCCUUAGAACUGAAUCCAGACUACGUGAGAGCGUUACUAAGGAGGGCUGAACUGUAUGAACAGACCGAGAAGUUGGACGAGGCGCUAGAAGACUACAAGAAUGUUCUAGAACGGGAUCCAAGUCAGACCUGCGCCAGGAGUGCUUGUAUAAGGUUACCUCAGCAAAUUCAGGAAAGAAAUGAGAAACUAAAGGAGGAGAUGAUGGGUAAACUUAAGGACCUUGGAAACAUGUUCCUGAGGCCAUUUGGACUUUCGACACAAAAUUUCCAGGUGAACCAGGACCAGAACAGUGGAUCCUACUCCAUCAACUUCGUCCAGAAGCCCAACAACAACAACAACAGCAGUUGAUGUUAUUUAAAAAAAAAAAAAAAAAGCAUUCAGAAGAAAAUGAGGUGGUGACGACUUCCAGGACACAGUAUCCUGACAGUGUAAAAACGAUGUUUUUUGGAUGAGACAAUAUUGUCGCAUCGGAACCGGCUAUCUUUGUGUUGGAGAGACUGAGCACAUUGCAGAUCGCUCAGUAGCAUCUUUCUCCUUGUCACAGUAUCAUGUCGUGUUUUGUUUCCAAUUGUUUUGAAGGCUCCUCAAAAUAAAAUGUCCAACAUCGAUGGCCAGUGACUCAAUAAUGACACCAUCACAAUUAGUGGAGGGAGCCAGUCCCAGUCUUGAUGCUCAUAAGGCAUCCAAAGCUAGCUGUGUUGACAAUACAUCUGGCAAAAAAAAA